This is a messenger RNA of Gongylonema pulchrum, 341 nucleotides long. The record is from the annotation of a GenBank genome assembly. NCBI's taxonomy places the organism in Eukaryota, Metazoa, Nematoda, Chromadorea, Rhabditida, Gongylonematidae.
UUGGAACUCCUAGCUGCACUAAUUGAAGUCAGGCUACUCAACUUUGUUCGCAAGCAGCUCAACUUGAACGACGUACCGUUCUACCUGUGGAGUGAUAGCAAAAAGAAAUCAAUUCCAAAUUCAUCACAAAUCGCCUGGCAUAAAUCAGUAAAACGAAGGGACCAUGGAAUUACGUUCCUACACACGAAAACCCAGCAGAUAUCGCGUCACGAGGAAGUGUGCCACGAAUACUUCAAACUCAUCAGUUGUGGUGGACAGGCCCACCGUGGCUUAGCCUUCCGAAGGAGGAAUGGCCCAAGUGGGAAGAAUCAAAAACAAGCAGUAUCCACAAGAAGCUGAAG